GGAGGCGCGGCGGCCAAGAUGGCGGCGGCGGCGGGCUGUGCGUGAGCUCUCCCUCGGCCCUCCCGGCCCAGGGCGGGCCCCCGGAGCGGCACCGAGCCGAGCCCAGCCGGCAUGUGCGAGACCUACUCGCGGUGGCUGCUGCGGGUGUCGGUGGCGCAGAUUUGCCAGGCGCUGGGUUGGGACUCGGUGCAGGUUUCGGCCUGCGACCUCCUCACCGACGUGCUGCAGCGGUACCUGCAGGGGCUGGGCCGGGGCUGCCACCGCUACUGCGAGCUCUAUGGCCGCACAGAUCCGAUUUUGGAUGAUGUAGGUGAUGCCUUCAAGCUCAUGGGGGUUAACCUGCACGAGCUGGAAGAUUAUAUACACAACAUCGAACCCGUCACCUUCGCCCAUCAAAUCCCUUCGUUUCCUGUCAGCAAGAACAAUGUCCUGCAGUUUCCCCAGCCGGGGAGUAAAGAUGCAGAAGAGAGGAAGGAGUACAUCCCUGAUUAUAUGCCACCCAUUGUCUCCUCUCAAGAAGAAGAGGAAGAGGAACAGGUGCCCACCGAUGGAGGUACAUCAGCAGAGGCCAUGCAGGUCCCACUGGAAGAAGAGGAAGACAUGGAAGAGGAUGAGGCAAUUAAUGAUGAGAACUACUUGAGCAAGAGACCAUUAGAAAGUCCUGAUGCUGAGGAAUAUCCACCUGUGAAACGGCCAAAACUGUCCGUUUCCAAAGGGGAUGCCUUGGAUGGAGCUUUGGAACCACGUGAGCCUCUUAGCUCAAUAAAUACACAAAAAGUACCACCAAUGCUUUCUCCAGUUCAUGUUCAGGACAAUACAGACUUAGCCCCUCCUUCACCGGAACCACCAAUGUUGGCUCCCAUUGCAAAAUCGCAAGUGCCAACCCCUAAAACUGUAGAGUCAAAGCCGUUUGUACCCAAAACAAAGUCCAAAACAAGUUCUCCAGGACAGAAGACAAAAUCACCUAAAACUACGCCCUCACCAGUGGUAACUGGAAGUCCUAUACGUUCACCAAAAACUGGAUCCAAAGAAAAAAAGUCACCGGGUCGCGCCAAGAGCCCAAAAAGUCCUAAAAGUCCAAAGGUUCCUGCUCAUGUUCCCCCACCACCUGUCAAGCCUGAAACACCAAGUAGAACCCCUGUGGCUGCAUUAAGUGACAAGAUAGGGAAGGAAAACAUUCAAGUGAAACAAGUACAGACACCACCUGAACCUGCCCCCAAGCCAAAUAUUGAAAACCAGGCUAAGAAACUACCAGUAAUGGACAAGACCAUUGAUGAUUCAAUCGAUGCUGUGAUUGCUCGUGCGUGUGCGGAGCGAGAACCGGAUCCCUUUGAGUUUUCCUCCGGUUCCGAAUCCGAAGGGGAAAUUUUUACCAGUCCUAAAAGACUUUCUAUUUCAGAGGCUCCAACUCCUAAACCUUCUGUUUCUGCCAAUAAUGCGAAUAAGGCAGGAGCAACUCCAAUACCUCCCUCAGGUGGGACUUCAAGUUCAGACAUUUCAUGGACAAUGGAUGACUCGAUCGAUGAGGUCAUUCGAAAGGCAAACAUGGGGACACCUUCUAAUCCACCUACCAACUUCACUUAUUUCUCUUCUCCUUCCGCUUCACCGCCAACUCCAGAACCUCUUCUCAAAGUCUAUGAGGAGAAAACCAAGUUGGCUUCCUCGGUAGAAGUGAAAAAGAAAUUGAAAAAGGAACUGAAGACAAAAAUGAAGAAGAAAGAAAAGCAGAAGGAAAAAGAUAAAGAGAAAAACAAGGAGAAGAGCAAGGAGAAGGAAAAGAACAAGGAGAAGGAUAAAGACAAGGAAGGAAGCAAGGAAGCGAAAUUUCAGUGGAAGGAACUACUCAAAGAUGAUGAUCUUGAUCCAUAUAAAUUCAAACUAAAGGACUUUGAGGAUGCUGACACAAAAGUAAAGUUGAAAGAUGGCAAUACCAAAAAAGAGAGAGAAAAACAUAAAGAUAAAAAGAAAGAGAAAGAGAAAGGCAAAAAAGACAAGGAUAAGAAAGACAAAGAGAAACUUAAAGAUAAGGGUAAGGAAGAUAAGAUAAAGGCUCCAUCAGCACCUCUUGUGAUACCUCCCAAAGAAAUGUCUUUGCCCUUGUUCAGCACACCAGCUGCCAUGAGGCUUCCCAGCAUGUUACCUUCCUUGUCUCCAAUGCUUCCUGAAAAACUCUUUGAGGACAAAGAGAAACCAAAAGAGAAGAAGAAAGACAAAAAAGAGAAGAAGAAAAAGAAAGAAAGGGAGAAGGACAAAGAAAAGGAAAAGAAGGAGAAGGAAAAGGAGAGGAAAGAAAGAGAAAAGAAAGAGAAAGAAAAAGAGAAACACAAACAUGAAAAGAUAAAGGUGGAACCAGUUGUUCCGGCUCCAUCACCGGUUAUUCCUCGGCUGACACUGAGAGUGGGUGCAGGCCAAGACAAGAUAGUCAUCAGCAAAGUGGUACCAGCUCCAGAGGCCAAAAACUCUACUCCAGUCAGCCGGCCCAAAACACCUCCGCCCGUGCCGUCACCUGUACCAGCUCCCGUUCAUGUCACCCCUCCUCCAGCCCCAGCUCCUCCUCCUCCCCAGGCUACCGUCUCGCCGGUCCUCAUCCCACCACCCUCUCCAGCCGUCUCAGCAGCAGGAGGCUCCAAAGCUCCAGUCAGGAGCGUGGUGACUGAGACCGUCAGUACUUACGUGAUCCGAGACGAGUGGGGCAACCAGAUCUGGAUCUGCCCUGGCUGUAACAAGCCAGAUGAUGGCAGUCCAAUGAUAGGUUGUGACGGCUGCGACGACUGGUAUCACUGGCCCUGCGUGGGGAUCACGACGGCGCCCCCGGAAGAGAUGCAGUGGUUCUGCUCCAAGUGCGCCAACAAAAAGAAGGAUAAAAAACACAAGAAGAGGAAGCACAAGGCUCACUGAGGACCCCGUAGGGGACUCAGGUCCCGCUCACCCACCCCACCACGGCAGCGCAGCCCCCUCGGGGUUUGGGGGGGACCCAGCCACCUCGUGUCUCCCCCGUCGGGGACUCUGGAGUGAAUCGGGGGUUGGGAGGGAUGAGGAGAAGUUCUCCGGUGCCUUUGGCAUCCCGGCCGAGCCCCAGGGGUUGGAUUUUUGGUACAUUCUGAUGCUGUCUCUUUUUUCGCCCACCGAGGGCAAUUUGCACAGAGCGUUAACGAAGACUUGGGCAGUUGAUGGGACACCGCUCCCCGCGGCUCGGCAGCGGCCAAGAUGAAUGUUGUAAAUACAGAUUCCUGUCUUAUUCCUCCCCGAUUUGUCACAAAUCCCUCUGGAACCUUUGCAGCAAGGUGCCCGGGAGGAGGAGAAAAUGUAAAUUGCAGUAAGUUGUAAACUGAGGAGACCCUUCUGGAACGAUUUCUGUAGCCUGGGUGCAGUUCAGCCUCUACCCCCCCUCGCUGAGCCAGAUAAUCAUAACGUGGAAAUAAAAGAAGUGGCUGGUAAAUAUUUUUGUGAUGAGAAUAUAUGAAGCUUUUUUCCUUGAUUUUUAGUACUAACAUAAAAUAAACACGUUCAAGCUUUUGUGAUAUAUCUUCUAUUUUUUAAAGAAAAAGGAAAGUUUCUAUUGUGUCGAUUUUUUUUUUUCUCCCGUGUGAAUUUAUUUCGGUGGACCUGUAAUAUAUUUUAUACUUUGGGUUGUGUUUUUGUUUUUGUUUUUUUUUUUUCGCUGGUUUGUUUUUUUAAGUCUUUGUCAACGUACCUUUUCAUCGCUUGUACAUUUCAUUGGUGUGUAAAAACACUUCCCAUUAAAAAGACGUUUCCCACCUGUGAAUACCUGAUAUUUAUAAAUAAGUAAUUUUUUUAAUUUUUUUUUUUAAAAUUCUUUUUUUAGGGCUUGAGGAGUUUUAUUUUUUUGGGGGGGGGGGCAGAAUACCAACCUAGCAGCUAUUAAAAGCCCGUGGGACGCGACGCCUGGCCUUAUGGCUUUAAGGGAUUGGCGAGCUCUGCCCCAGCGGUGCGAGGAGGAGCACGGGGAGGCGGCCAGCGCCGUAAUUAGGAACUCGAUUCAGAUACUUAAACAUGUGGUAACUUCUUAAGAAGUGAGUAAUCCUAUUGCCUUCAAGGAGCCUGUUCCCACACUUGUUUAAAUGCCUUCUGAAUCGCCAGCUUAGGCCAAGGGGGGGCUCCACACUUUUACCGGUAGCUACAGGGUGUUAAGCUGUAGCUGAGCCUUUUUUUUUUUGCUUUUUUAGCCAGUUUUGCCAAAAUCACCGAGCUCCCCUUUAGAUGGAGGAGAUGUGCUGAGGCCAGAAGGUGUGUUAACUCUGCUUUGCGUAUCAUAUAGAAUCAUUCAGGUUGGAGGAGACCCUUGGGAUCACCGAGUCCAACCAUCUAAGACCCGUCAAGUGAAUACAAAUCGUAUUCCUCGUUGAAAAAUGAAGGGGAAAAUUGCAGAGAAAAAAAAAAAAAAAUAAAAGAAGGCAGUAUUCAAUAUUGUAGUGCAAUGCAUCUCAGAGCUAAAUAAAAUAUAAGAAUGAAUCCAGAAAAAAAAAAUCUAUACCUUUUGUUUACGAAGCCAUAGGGAACAUUCAGACUUCGUUGGUUAAUUUGGGGAUAUUUCUACUUUAAACCAUACAGUGAGAACCAUCUGAUGUUUGAGACUAUGGCCCUUUCACCUGUUGCGUAGGUAUUAAGCGUUAUUUUUUAAAUGCAUCCAAAUUGAUAUUAAUGAGCCUUGAAUUAGUCAUGUUUUUUAAAAGUGCAGGUCUAGUUAGGGAAAUGAGGCUUUGCUGAUAGAACUGUUAAAUUGCGAAUCAGUGGAGAUAUGGAUGAAAUUGGUUUAUUAAAAGUGCACUGUUACUUUCUUUGUUCAAUGCCACCUCGUUUAUAUUCCGUCCCUGCUAAUUACCAGUCGAGAAAGUUCUUGGGUUUGAUUAUGUUGGUGUUUUUUUUUUUUGAAUUUUAUUUUGAAUUGUUGAAUGUUGCAAACCUGAUUCUUGUUUCUCUCCGCGUGUAAUGUGCAGACAAUACAAAAAAAAAAACCACCGUCUUUGGUCAUUUCUGGUUGCAAUAAUAAAGAACUAGCUUUUUG
Molecule: messenger RNA, 5026 nt
Organism: Calidris pugnax (ruff)
Lineage: Eukaryota; Metazoa; Chordata; Aves; Charadriiformes; Scolopacidae
Gene: TAF3
Product: TATA-box binding protein associated factor 3
Exons: 7
Coding region: 112-2898 (928 amino acids)
Cellular component (GO): transcription factor TFIID complex
Molecular function (GO): protein heterodimerization activity
Source: RefSeq, a predicted model, not a curated record